Colletotrichum gloeosporioides is the source of this 744-nucleotide messenger RNA. RefSeq lists its product as uncharacterized. Lineage: Eukaryota; Fungi; Ascomycota; Sordariomycetes; Glomerellales; Glomerellaceae. Gene Ontology annotation, cellular component: cytoplasm. Gene Ontology annotation, molecular function: palmitoyl-(protein) hydrolase activity; carboxylic ester hydrolase activity. The transcript has a single exon. Gene Ontology annotation, biological process: protein depalmitoylation. The coding region runs from base 1 to 744 and encodes 247 amino acids. The record is from RefSeq and is a predicted model, not a curated record.
AUGCGUUUUACUGAAUACUGCAUCGAGCCUCGGGCGGCGCACACUCACACGGUCAUCUUCCUCCAUGGCAGAGACAGCAUCUGCAACGAGUUCGCAGAUGAGCUAUUCGAGAGCGAAGCGUCAGAACCGGCAAACCAGCCAAGAACCCUUCCAGACCUGCUACCAUCUAUUCGAUGGGUCUUCCCCGGAGCCGCUGUGAUGCCAUCUGAAAGGUUCGGCACCGACAUGCCACAGUGGUUUGAUGUCUGGUCGCUGGAGAAUCCAGAGGAACAGGCCGAUAUCCAGACAGCCGGCCUGAGACGAAGUAUUGACUUCCUGGUCAACUUAAUCGAGAGCGAAUCCGCCUUGGUCUCCAUGGAAAAGAUAUUCUUAUGCGGUAUCAGCCAAGGAUUUGUAACAGCAGUUGCCGCUUUGCUGUCUACGUCAAAGUUGGGCAGUUUGGGUGGGCUGAUUGGAUGGUGCAGCUGGAUGCCACCGGCGGUCGUCAUCGAGGAAUUGGCGGAGAAAUAUUCGCCAUAUCACCAAGAAAGCGUUACACAACCAUCGAUCGAACCCCCUAUUUUCCUAGCUCACGCCGUGGAUGAUGAGGUUAUUGAUAUCAAGCUCGGUCGUCAGUUGCAGAGGACUCUUGGGUCAUUUUGCAAGGCAGUUGAAUGGCACGAGUAUGAUUCAGGAGGUCACUGGGUCAACGAGCCACAGGGCGUGGAUGACAUGGUGAGCUUUUUGAGGGUCAACAUGCAUUAG